Penicillium coprophilum is the source of this 1887-nucleotide messenger RNA. It is a transcript of the gene abr1, whose product is annotated as multicopper oxidase abr1. Gene Ontology annotation, molecular function: ferroxidase activity; copper ion binding. The coding region runs from base 1 to 1887 and encodes 628 amino acids. The transcript has 2 exons. NCBI's taxonomy places the organism in Eukaryota, Fungi, Ascomycota, Eurotiomycetes, Eurotiales, Aspergillaceae. Gene Ontology annotation, biological process: reductive iron assimilation; cellular response to iron ion starvation. The record is from RefSeq and is a predicted model, not a curated record. Gene Ontology annotation, cellular component: high-affinity iron permease complex.
AUGGCAAAGUUUAGUUUGUUGGCGCUGGCCACUUGCGUUGGCCUGGCCGCAGCCAAGGACGUCUACCUGAACUGGAACGUCACCUGGGUUAAUGCCUCCCCCGAUGGGUUUGAGCGUCCAGUCAUUGGUAUCAAUGGUCAAUGGCCCUGCCCACAAAUUGAUGUGAACGUGGGCGACCAGCUGAUCGUCGAUGUUUACAACGGCCUUGGAAAUGAGUCCACGGGUAUCCACUGGCACGGUAUCCGUCAGGAGGGCAGUGGUGUUAUGGAUGGCGCGGUUGGAGUUACCCAGUGCCCUCUUGCUCCCGGCCAGCACAUGCAAUAUCACUUCGAUAUCAACCAAACUGGAACAUACUGGUAUCACUCGCACAACAUGGGCCAGUACCCCGAUGGAUUCCGUGGUGCUCUAAUUGUCCACGACCCCAGUCCUCCGUUCCACUACGACGAUGAGUUCACCCUCACUCUGAGCGACUGGUACCACCAGCAGAUGCCGGAUUUGCUCAACACCUAUCAGUCCACAGAGAAUGCGAAAAACCAUGGCGCCGAGCCUCUCCCUGAUGCGUCACUGAUCAACGACUCAACCAACACCAAGAUCAAGGUUUUGCCUAACAAGACGUACCUCGUCCAUAUCAUCUGUGUUGGAAACUGGCCCGGUCAUUUCUGGGUGAUUGAUGGCCACGAGAUGACGGUUGUAGAGGUCGACGGCGUCUAUACCGAACCCCACCCUGCUGGAGACAAGUUCCUGCGUGUUGCAACUGGUCAGCGUAUGAGUGUAUUGAUCAAAACUAAGUCUGACACGAGCAAGAACUUUGCCAUCUGGGAUACCAUGGACAUCAACAUGAUGUUCAUCUUCGAAAACCGCACUAUCCCAGAGAACUACAACCCCAACGCCACUGCCUGGUUGGUGUACGAUGAGGCAAAGCCCCUACCCGCGCCUCCCGUCUUCCACCACAUCGACUUCAACGAUGACUUUGUGGAUGAUGUCAACCUGGUACCGGCAGAUCACGAGCCCUUGCUUGAGCCCGUGGACCACCAGAUCAUCAUGGACACUGGAAUCGCCCUGGUUGAUGGUGUCCCGCGCCUGACUGUCAAUAACAAGACCUACAUCGCGCCGAAGGUACCCUCUCUCUACACUGCCAACACAGUCGGAGCCGAGUUCUCCUCCAACCCCGAAGUAUACGGUCAAGUGAACCCCUUCGUUGUGAAGCACAAUGACGUCGUCGAAAUCGUGAUCAACAACCACCACAACAACCUGCACCCAUGGCACUUGCACGGCCACCACUUCCAAGUCCUGCAGCGUACUCCAGUUGACGGUGGCUUCUACACGGGACUCCAGAGCACCGUCUCCAAAACCCCAAUCCGACGCGACACCAUCAUGGUCCAGAACAAUGGCCACACCGUCAUCCGCUUCCGCGCUGAUAACCCAGGCGUCUGGAUGCUUCACUGCCACAUCGAGUGGCACGUCGAGGCUGGUCUCAUGGCCACCAUCAUCGAGGCACCCGAGACCUUCCCAAAUAGCAUCCACGCUCCCCCGAAGAGCCACUACGACGCCUGCAGCAGCUAUCCCCAGCAAACUAGCGGCAAUGCCGCUGGAAAGCAGGGUCUCGACCUGACUGGGCUCGACACUAAGGUUGUCAACGGUAGCCACGGCGCUCUGUAUACCGGUAAAAAGAGCACCAAAGUUUCCACUUCUGGUCCAGCUCAUGUAUCGGCAGAAGCGGCGGAGCCAAGUUCCUCCUCCACUAAGCUAUUCUCAUCAGCUUUCUCGAAGGAAUCUCGUCCCAAGUUCCCAUUCUCUAACAAGAAGUCGGACAGCGAUGACGACGACAGCAAGAGUUCCUGGCCUUUCAAUAAUAGUGAUCUUUUCGCGGAUGAGGAUCAGGAGUGA